AAAGUGUCAUCUCUAUAUUACAAACAAAUAAGCACUCACCCGAAAUGAUUAACACAUGAAAUGUCAAAUAUUUGACAACCCUUUCUAUUGUUGAGUUUAUAAAAGAAGCGACGUGUGUUGGGCGAAUCGUAGAAAAAUAAUUUAUUUAAACGUAUAAAUAAGCAGAAAAUUAAUCAAGAAAACAUGAAUUCUCCACCAGUUUUUAUAGAUUUAUCCAUGGAUGAACAGGUCCAAGAAUUGAGAAAAUAUUUCAAGAAUUUGGGUGCUGAAAUCUCGUCGGAAAAAUCCAGCAAGGGUGUAGAAGAUGAUUUACACAAAAUCAUUGGUGUGUGUGAUGUUUGCUUUAAGGAUGGUGAGCCCCAACAGAUUGAUUGCAUACUCAACAGUAUUGUAUCCAUAAUGAUUACGAUUCCCUUGGAUCGUGGUGAAAACAUUAUUUUGGCUUAUUGUGAGAAAAUGACUAAGGCUACCAAUGUUCCUUUGACAAAAGUGUGUUUGCAGUCCUUGUGGCGUUUGUUUAAUAAUUUAGAUACUUCCUCUCCCUUGCGCUAUCAUGUCUACUACCAUUUGGUUCAGGUGGCCAAACAGUGUGAUCAAGUUUUGGAAGUUUUCACUGGAGUGGAUCAAUUGAAGUCACAAUUUGCCAAUUGCCCACCCUCGGCUGAACAAAUGCAAAAACUCUACCGUUUGUUGCACGAUGUCACCAAGGAUACCAAUUUGGAGCUGUCGGCCAAGGUAAUGAUUGAACUUUUGGGCACCUAUACCGCUGACAAUGCCUGUGUGGCCCGUGAGGAUGCCAUGAAAUGUAUUGUUACCGCCUUGGCCGAUCCCAAUACAUUCCUUUUAGAUCCCUUGUUGGCUUUGAAACCUGUGCGCUUUUUGGAAGGCGAUUUGAUUCAUGAUUUAUUGUCCAUUUUCGUGUCCGACAAAUUGCCCUCCUACAUACAAUUCUAUGAAGACCACAAGGAAUUUGUCAAUUCACAGGGCCUGAACCACGAACAGAACAUGAAGAAAAUGCGUUUGCUAACCUUUAUGCAAUUGGCCGAAAGCAAUCCCGAAAUGAGUUUUGAAACCUUGACCAAAGAAUUGCAAAUUUCCGAAGAUGAAGUGGAGGCCUUUGUUAUUGAGGUAUUGAAGACAAAAUUGGUACGUGCUCGCCUCGAUCAAGCCAAUCGCAAAGUGCAUAUCUCUUCCACUAUGCAUCGUACAUUUGGUGCUCCUCAAUGGGAACAAUUGAGAGAUUUAUUGCAUGCCUGGAAGGAUAACUUAAGUGCGGUACGUGAAGGUCUUACUCAGGUGUCAUCGGUACAAUUGGAUUUGGCUCGUAGUCAAAAAUUGGUGCAUUAGGAAAAGAAGGGUUUUAUAAAAAUUUUAUUAAAAACAAACAAACAAA
Lucilia sericata (common green bottle fly) is the source of this 1393-nucleotide messenger RNA. It is a transcript of the gene eIF3m, whose product is annotated as eukaryotic translation initiation factor 3 subunit M. The coding region runs from base 184 to 1347 and encodes 387 amino acids. Gene Ontology annotation, cellular component: eukaryotic translation initiation factor 3 complex; cytoplasm. The record is from RefSeq and is a predicted model, not a curated record. The transcript is spliced from 3 exons. NCBI's taxonomy places the organism in Eukaryota, Metazoa, Arthropoda, Insecta, Diptera, Calliphoridae. Gene Ontology annotation, molecular function: translation initiation factor activity. Gene Ontology annotation, biological process: cytoplasmic translational initiation.